[Torrubiella] hemipterigena is the source of this 2002-nucleotide messenger RNA. NCBI's taxonomy places the organism in Eukaryota, Fungi, Ascomycota, Sordariomycetes, Hypocreales, Clavicipitaceae. The record is from the annotation of a GenBank genome assembly.
CCGUAGCUCCCGCACCUGACCCAAGCACUCACACACUUCAACCCCUCGACGGCAUCCAUCACCAUGGCACCACAGCGUCCUUUGCUCGGACAAAGUGGUCAGAUGAGGGCCAUUUCGAGGGCUGCGACCCGACGAGCAGCCCAAUCAUGCCCGAAAUGCACCGUGGCUGCGUCGCCAGCUCGACCGACCCUCCUUGCGCGCAAAACGAUGCCGUCCUCGAGAUACGAGAGCACAUCGAAAGACGCGCGACUGGAGCUUCAGAAUGCAUUGAACCAGCUCAAUAAGCAUCUACCCAAUGCCAUGAACCUAUCCAGACUUCAAUUGGCGUUGCAGGGUCUCCAAAAGCCCGCGGGGCAAGAGAUUAUCCGCAUCGCUGUGCUGGGCCUAGGCGACACCACAAUCGUUGCCCGCAAGCUUCUCCGAGCCAUUCUUUCAGAUCCUCUUACCGAUGAGCAGCCCUGGGAGACACAAUUGGAUGGUUACGACCCCAAUGUACCGCUCGUGGUGCGUGUCGGACCGACUGGCUCCUACGGUUCAACUCUCGAAUUCGCGCGCCACAACCCUGUCGAAGAGCUUCACAUUUCAUCGCCACAGUUCAACAACUUGAAUCUCGAAUUCCUCGUCUUGAACGUAAACGCCGUCGCAUCACCUUCACAAGCCGGAGCCGACUCAGCAGUGGAAGAAGCUAUCCUCGUCCCGUCUGUCGAUAUCGCCUCAGCCCAGGACCGCGUCUCGCCCAUGACUACGCCCGUUCAUCAAGCUAUUGUUGUUGGCGAGAAUUUUGGAGGCGCAGUCCAGCUCGCCAAUCUACCAAUCGAACAUCUCAGUCAAUCGAUAAUUGGUGCAGUGGAUAUGCCCAAAAUUACCACAGACCAACUACACGGCCACUUCAAGGUGGUGGAUGUGACACAGGCGCAAGAGGCUGUCCGGCUAUUCCGCCAAGGGCCUCAGAAUGCCGUGCAAUAUGAAAAGCUCUGGUUUGCUAGCAAUCUCCCAGCUAUUACAACAUGGCUGCGACAGAGCUCCGCCAGCCCAGACCGCCAAACCAAGCCCGCCAUGAAGCACCUUCUCACAUCACUGGUAGAGAGUGCAAACGCGUCUGUGAAGGAACAAGAAGCGGAACUUGAGGCCAUGAUUGACGCUCCCAAGAUGAGCGAUGCCGUCACAGCAGCCAUGGAAGCCGGCCUAUCAGACUGGUCCCGCGCAGCCCACGCUGAGCUUCAAAGCGAGAUGGACAAGGCUUUCGCUGGCCGCAGAUGGCGCAAGCUUGGAUGGUGGAAACUCUUCUGGAGGGUAGAUGACGUUGGAAUGCUCACAAAUGAUAUCCUAAGCCAGCGCUUCUUACCCACGUCGGAGAACAACCUCAUACAUCUCGCCGGACGUAUCGCUGAGCAGCGAGGCAGCGUCCCGCUCUAUAGCCAGCCAGUCUCCGAGACAUCUCAAAGCUCCAAGGAACCUACCGACCGUGCUCUAGCACCGCUUGCGCCGAAAAGCCUGCCUAGAUGGCCCGGCCAUAUUGGCUUUACGCGCAGAUAUCUGAAGGACGAAACCAUUCCCGCGCUGCAAGCUCUAGCCCAGAGACUGGUUGUCCAAUCCCUUGGCACCUCGACCAUAUCAGCUACGCUUGCAGGACUGCUGUAUGUUUCGUCCUUUUCCACCACCUUCUACGAGGUUGGAGCUGUUGCAGCGCUGGGUAUCGUCUACGGCCUCGGUCGCAUGCAAAAGAAGUGGGAGGCUGCGAGAGAAUACUGGGAGGGUGAAGUCCGUGAAGAAGGACGCAAGGCCGUCAGAGGCACUGAACAGAGUGUUAUCAAGGCUCUUUCAUCGGAUGCUGAGAUUCCCGAACACCUUGCCGCCGAUAUCAGCGCGGCCAAGGAGCUGGUGGAAAAGGCAAGCGAUGCUUUAUCCAAGAUGAAGUAAAGCUACGCCGCAUUGUACGAUAGAAUACUAUGUAAAAGUUAGACACAUUUUCAUGAACGCAUUCUCAUUUCUGUUCCCAUCG